AUGUUCAUUUUGAUAGUAGUCUUCUUCUUCCACAACAUUCCACUUCUCAUGGCAAAUUUCAUUGAUCCCAAGUGCUUUUGGAGAAUAAAUUUGAAUGAAGUCAGGGAUGAAGACUUGAGCAUAACUUGUUCCUUCAUCCUUGAAGCAGUUCAGAUGCCUGUGGAAAAAGAUUAUUUCAACCAGACUCUGAAUAUCCUAAAAACAAUGAAAAACCACAAAUACGCUAUGGCAUUGGCCUUUUCAAUUGAUGAAAUCAACAGGAAUCCCGAUCUUUUACCAAAUAUGUCUUUGAUCAUAAAAUACCCUUUGGGCCAUUGUGAUGGACAAACUGAAUUACUUACACCCUAUUUAUACAGUAAAAUAUAUUUUAGGCCUAUCCCUAAUUAUUUCUGUAAUGAAGAGAAUAUGUGUACAUUUCUGCUUACGGGACCGCAUUGGAGGACAUCUUAUCAUUUCUGGAUACACUUGAACAUCUUCUUAUCUCCUAGUUUCCUUCAGCUUACCUAUGGACCUUUCCAUUCCAUCUUCAGUGAUAGUGAACAAUUUCCAUAUCUCUAUCAGAUGGCCCCAAAGGACACAUCAGUAGCAUUGGCAAUGGUCUCCUUCCUACUUUACUUCAAGUGGAACUGGGUUGGCCUUUUCAUCACCGAUGAUGAUCAAGGCAACCAAUUUCUCUCUGAGUUGAAAAAAGAGAGCAAAAUCAAGGAAAUUUGCUUUGCCUUUGUGAGCAUGAUGUCAAUCCAUGAGGUUUCAUUCAGUCAAAAAACUGAAAUGUACUACAAACAAAUUGUGAUGUCAUCUGCAAAUGUUAUUAUCAUUUAUGGGGAAAUAGACAGUAUUAUUGAAUUGAGCUUCAGAAUGUGGGAAUCCCCAGUUAUCCAGAAGAUAUGGGUCACCACAAAAGAAAAGAAUUUUCCUACCAUUAAGAGAAAUUUAACUCAUGACACAUUCUAUGGGACUCUUAAUUUUUUACACCACCAUGGGGAAAUUUCAGGCUUUAAAAAUUUUGUACAGACAUGGUACCAUGUCAGAAGCACAGAUUUAUAUCUAGUAAUGCCAGAGUGGAAAUACUUUAACUAUGAAGCCUCAGCAUCUAACUGUAAAAUACUGGAGAACUAUUCAUCCAAUGCCUCACUGGAAUGGCUAUUGGAACAGAAGUUUGACAUGGCUUUUAGUGAUGGAAGUCAGAACAUAUAUAAUGCUGUCUAUGCCAUGGCUCAUGCACUCCAUGAGAUGAAUCUGCAACAGGUUGAUAAUCAAGCAAUAGACAAUGGGAAAGGAGCCAGUUCUCACUGCUUGAAGCUAAACUCCUUUCUGAGAAAGACCCACUUCACUAAUCCUCUUGGGGACAGAGUGAUUAUGAAAGAGAGAGAAAUCCUGCAAGAAGACUAUAACAUUUUUCACAUUUGGAAUUUCUCACAACACAUUGGUUUUAAGGUGAAGAUAGGAAAGUUCAGCCCAUAUUUUCCACAUGAUGGACACUUUCACCUAUAUGUAGACAUGAUUGAGUUGGCCACAGGAAGUAGAAAGAUGCCAUCCUCCGUGUGCACUGCAGAUUGUAGUUCUGGAUACAGAAGAUUCUGGAAGGAGGGAAUGGCAGCCUGCUGUUUUGUUUGCAGUCCCUGCCCUGAAAAUGCAAUUUCUAAUGAGACAAAUAUGGAUCAAUGUGUUAAUUGUCCAGAAUACCAAUAUGCCAACACAAAACGGAACAAAUGCAUUCAGAAAAAUGUGAUGUUUCUAAGCUAUGAAGACCCCUUGGGGUUGGUGCUUGCCAUAACAGUCUUUGUUUUCUCUGCAUUAACAGCUGUGGUUCUUUGGGUCUUUGUGAAGCACCAUGACACUCCUAUUGUGAAGGCAAAUAACAGAAUCCUCAGCUACAUAUUAAUCAUAUCACUCAUGUUCUGUUUUCUGUGCUCCUUUCUUUUUAUUGGCCAUCCUAACAUAACAACCUGUAUCUUACAGCAAAUCACAUUUGGAAUUGUAUUCACUGUGGCUGUUUCCACAAUUCUGGCCAAAACAAUCACUGUGGUUCUGGCUUUCAAAGUCACAAACCCAGGAAGAAGGCUGAGAAACUUCCUGGUAUUAGGAAUACCCAACUACAUAAUCCCCAUAUGUUCACUAUUGCAAUGUAUUCUGUGUGCAAUCUGGCUAGCAGUUUCUCCUCCUUUUGUUGAUAUUGAUGAACACACUGAGCGUGGCCACAUCAUCAUUAUGUGCAACAAAGGCUCAGUUACUGCAUUCUACUGUGUCCUGGGAUACUUGGCCUGCUUGGCACUUGCAAGCUUCACUGUGGCUUUCUUGGCAAAGAAUCUGCCAGACACAUUCAAUGAAGCCAAGUUCUUGACCUUCAGCAUGCUGGUGUUCUGCAGUGUCUGGGUCACCUUCCUCCCUGUCUACCACAGCACCAAGGGCAAGAUCAUGGUUGCUGUGGAGAUAUUCUCCAUUUUGGCAUCCAGUGCAGGGAUGCUUGGAUGCAUCUUUGCACCCAAGAUUUACAUCAUUUUAAUGAGACCAGAGAGAAAUUCUAUCCAAAAGAUAAGAGAGAAAUCAUAUUUCUGA
Messenger RNA from Rattus norvegicus (Norway rat), 2559 nucleotides. RefSeq names its product vomeronasal 2 receptor, 28 (gene Vom2r28). Gene Ontology annotation, molecular function: G protein-coupled receptor activity. Gene Ontology annotation, biological process: G protein-coupled receptor signaling pathway. Gene Ontology annotation, cellular component: membrane; plasma membrane. The record is from RefSeq and is marked validated. The transcript is spliced from 6 exons. Lineage: Eukaryota; Metazoa; Chordata; Mammalia; Rodentia; Muridae. Bases 1 to 2559 code for a protein of 852 amino acids.